This is a messenger RNA of Bolinopsis microptera, 2840 nucleotides long. RefSeq names its product centriole and centriolar satellite protein OFD1-like. Lineage: Eukaryota; Metazoa; Ctenophora; Tentaculata; Lobata; Bolinopsidae. Bases 1 to 2322 code for a protein of 773 amino acids. The transcript is spliced from 11 exons. Gene Ontology annotation, biological process: epithelial cilium movement involved in determination of left/right asymmetry. The record is from RefSeq and is a predicted model, not a curated record. Gene Ontology annotation, cellular component: centrosome; ciliary basal body.
AUGGGUGAAAGUUUAUCUGAAGAUGAAUUCAGAAAAGCUUUGUAUGAGUCACUCAGUAAAAAGGGAAUUGUUUCUUCCUUUAAGUCCCAUCUCCGUCAACAAAUUGCGCUUCAACUUUCUUUGAAGGGUACAGAGAAAGAAAGCACCCAGGCAGCUCUUGUUGGUGAUAUGAUAACAGCUGCUCAUCUAAAACACUCCCAUUAUGAUUAUUCUCUUUCCACUUUCCUGAGCGAGGCAAACAUUAGUGAUAAGGGGCUGAACUAUGAAGAAUGGUUGCGUCUGCUGAACGUCUCCGACGACAGUUCGCUAGCACGGGCUCUUACUGCUUCAAACAAAGCCACAACAAGUCCUCUUCUCUCCUUCCUGGAAGCAGUGGUCAAGUCUUGUGGACAGGGGGUCGAGUCUGCUGCUAUUCAAACGGAGGCGGUUACCCUACAGGAUAAGCUGAAUAUGCUGGAUGAGAAGUAUGCUGAUUUGCCUGCUGAUCAUUUCUUGUCAGAACAGGAUAAGCAGCUCCAAAAAAUUAACAUGGAAAACAAACAGAUUCAGGACAUCGUCAAGUUGGAGGUAGAACGCUUUAAAGAGUUGGAACUAGAAAGGUACAAGCUGUUAGAACGGGAUCGUGUAAACAAAGAUUUCAACAAGAAAUUAAGCGACUACGAAACUGAGUACAGACAGAGACUCGAUGGUUUACACAAACGGGAGGUUGAGAGUACCAGGGCUCUUGAUAAGCUGAAAGCAGACACAGAGGCAGGGCUAUUCAAAGAGCGUCAGUUGUUGUUAUCAGAACUAGAAACACUACGCUCGCGCUCAAGUCAGUUGGAGCGCGAACAUGCGCUUACCAAGAACCAGGUCUGUUUAGACCAGGAGAAGUUAGGUAUACUGCAGGCUCGACUAGAGGAACGGGGGACUAACCUCAAAGAAAAAGAAGAGGACUUCAGAAACAAGUUGCAGGAACACAAGGAGAAGGCUAGGCUACAGUGUAAAGGCGAGCUGAGGGAAAGGGAGGAGAAAAUAGCAGCCAAAGAAAGUCAGUUGCAAGAAGAGCAGGAGGAUCACAUGAGGACCCGAACAGGUCUGGAUACACAUGUUGAGGAGGUGAAGAAACUGAGAACAGAUAACGCCAAUAUUCAGGACAAUAUAGUGUUGUUGGAAGCACAACUGGAUACAGCUCGAUCACAAGCAUUACAUUAUGAAGCUAAGCUGACCGUCACAGCUGAUUACGAACAAAUCAAGAAUAGUCUAAUUUCCAUGGAGGCUGAAAGAAAACAGUUGCUGGAGAGUUUUGAUAAAGAGAGACGUCUCUCACAACAGAGCGAGACACAGCUUCAGGAGAUAAUAUACUCACUCCGGGAACAACUGUCCAGACCAAGUCAGACGGAAAGUGAUGCUGUUAAUGAGCUCACCAAACUCAAACACAGACAUUAUAACCAAGUUAAUGAGCUGAAGAACCAGGUGAACAAGAUACAGUCGGAGUUAGAGCGGGAACAGAAGAGUAGGUUAUCAGCCCAAACGGAGCUCAGAGACCAGUUUCUGGAAUGUAGGGCUCAUCAUGCUGUAUCCUCACAACCGAAACCUACCUCUACAGAGAUGCCUGACUUCUUGAAAAAGUAUCUAAGCUCGGUGCGACUUGGAGAUGACGCGGACGCUGACGAGGAUAUUUCCGAGCAAAGCACCAAGCUUCUAUCAGAUGUGUCCGUUUCUUCCGAUUCUAUCCUCCGUCCCACUAGAUCUAUUGUGGCUGGCUCCCGUAAAUUAUUUGAUCAGCUUGAAGAGGAAGAGCAAGCUUUGGAGCGGGAGUUUGUUUCCUUUAGGAACAGUAAUAUGACGGAUAUAGCAAGAAUGGCUAUUAGUGGCACUGUACCUGAACCUGCGGAGAACUUUAAUAUUCAGCAUAAUGUGCCACCCCAAAAUAGAUCAUACCUUCCUGCUGCUAGAAAGCCGGAAAAGCCUAAACUUAUAGAAUCUGCUGGACCGGCGAGGGUAUCAGAGCCAGCUCCAACUCAUCAUGUACUAUCAGAGGAGGAGAACCCUUCUCAAUCCACAAUAACACCCUCAGCUAGUGUCGAAACAAUAACACCCUCAGCAGGUGUCGGAACAGUGACACCCGGUGUCGGAACAGUGACACCCGGUGAUGGCCAAAAGACUGACAUUAUGGAGAACCUAGACCCUGUGAUGCAACAGUAUCUGAACAGAGUGUUGCAGAACAAGGAGGAAAAUAAAGCUGGCAAAUCUGGACAGCCAUCUGCUGUAAGACAAGAUGAUUCCGAGCAUAUCGAGCAAGUUGAGUUCGACAAAACUGACAGUGAUUUCUCGUGGUGACUGGUGAGAGAUUUAAUUUGAUAGGUUGUUUAUGAUUCAGAAAUCAGAACAUUUCUCUACUGGGGUUUCGAUGAGAUGCCACCCUGCAACCCUGCUGUACAUUUAACUUUUGACGUGUAUUUAUUAAUUAAGCUCGUAUCUAUUCAACGAUCAAUGAUUCAUUUUGAAAUAAAAACACAAAUUAAUGACAAUAUCACAAUAUUCGCAAUAGUAAAUAUGCUGAUGUACAUAUGUAUUCUCAGAUUAUUAAAGACUUACGAUAUAGUCUGUUUUAAUUCGUGGUUGUGUAGUACAUAACUUUUAAUGAUAAUAUGUAUUAUGAAUUACUAUAGUUUCAAAUUUAUUCCAUUUGGCGCCGUAUCCCGUUAUUGGAUGGACGGAGGGCGCUGCGCCGAAUCAAUUUUGUCUAGACAUUACUGCGCGAGAUGACGCGCGCGUUUCAAUUCGAUCAGGCUCUCCGGCCGCUCGAUCUGUUAUUUGUCGGACCUCUGCCCUCUUGGCUGUGAGGAUUAUGUCGA